CGCGCAUCCUCCGGCACCGCCGAGCCGCGCCGAGCCGCGCCGGGCCGAGCCCAGCGGGACGAUGAGGGGCAUCCCCUGCUUCUGCACCCUGAUCCUCCUGGCAGGCAUGGCAGCGGCCGCGGGCCCCAGCAGGGACUGCCUGCAGGCGGGCGAGGCGUGCACCACGGACCCCGUGUGCAGCGCCAAGUUCCGCACGCUGCGCCAGUGCAUCGCGGGCAACGGCGCCAACAAGCUGGGCCCCGACGCCAAGAGCCAGUGCCGCAGCACCGUCAGCGCCCUGCUCUCCAGCCAGCUCUACGGCUGCAAGUGCAAGCGCGGCAUGAAGAAGGAGAAGCACUGCCUCAGCGUCUACUGGAGCAUCCACCACACGCUGAUGGAAGGCAUGAAUGUCCUGGAGAGCUCCCCUUACGAGCCGUUCAUCAGGGGCUUUGAUUACGUCCGGCUGGCCUCCAUCACUGCAGGCUCUGAGAACGAGGUGACACAGGUGAACCGGUGCCUGGAUGCCGCCAAGGCCUGCAACGUGGACGAGAUGUGCCAGCGGCUGCGCACGGAGUACGUCUCCUUCUGCAUCCGCCGCCUGGCACGGGCCGACACCUGCAACCGCUCCAAGUGCCACAAGGCCCUGCGCAAGUUCUUCGACCGCGUGCCCCCCGAGUACACCCACGAGCUGCUCUUCUGCCCCUGCGAGGACACGGCCUGCGCCGAGCGCCGGCGCCAGACCAUCGUCCCCGCCUGCUCCUACGAGUCCAAGGACAAGCCCAACUGCCUGGCACCUCUGGACUCCUGCCGGGACAACUACGUCUGCAGGUCGCGCUACGCAGAGUUCCAGUUCAACUGCCAGCCGUCCCCUCAGGCCGCCAGCGGCUGCCGCAGGGACAGCUACGCCGCCUGCCUGCUGGCCUACACCGGCAUCAUCGGCAGCCCCAUCACCCCCAACUACAUUGACAACUCCACGUCCAGCAUCGCUCCCUGGUGCACCUGCAACGCCAGCGGGAACCGGCAGGACGAGUGCCAGAGCUUCCUGCACCUCUUCACCAACAACAUCUGCCUCCAAAACGCCAUUCAGGCCUUUGGCAAUGGGACUCACCUGAACACAGCCGUGGCCCCGUCCAUCCCCCCCACCACACAGAUGUACAAGCAGGACAGAAAUGCCAACAGAGCUGUGGCGACCCUCAGAGAGAACAGCUUGGAGCACCUCCAGCCCACCAAGGUGGCUGGAGAGGAGAGGCUCCUGCGUGGCUCCACUCGUUUGUCCUCAGGCACCUCCAGCCCAGCAGCCCCUCCGUGCUGGGCGGCCUCUCUGCUGCAGAUGUGGCUCCUCCUGGCCCCUGCUGUGCUCAGCCUCCCCGUGAUGUGAGGAGGGCUGGCACUCACCCUGAGAAACUCGAUCUGUGUUGGUUUCUGUGCUCAACAACCAGACCAGUAACUUUUUCAGGAGGAGAGCAGGGAGAAGGGAGGGGAAGGGAAGGUGAGGUGAGUGUUUAGGCAUCCCUUCCUCCUCCUCACCUGUCUGCCAGUUUAUUUGAUUUUAUAUGAUCAGCGUUGUUGACAACCAGCUCAUUCCUGGUCCUGGCCACCUUUCCACACCACAUCUUGGUUGUUGUUUCUCCAGCUCUCUAUGGAUAGGCCUGAAGCCAUGGACAAUUCCCUUGGAAAAGGUGAAGGAGAGACGUGAUCCAAGAAAUGAGAGCUGCAAAGGAAAUGCUUUUUCCUGCCCCAGCCAAGAGGGGAAAGACUUUGGACGGAUGGGUGACUGGAUGACCUGUGAGGAGGUUUCCUGAAGCCCACCCUGAGGGGCUCCUGACAGGACAUGGGGAGUUCAGACUGUCUACACGGUUCCUCAGGACCUGAAGGACAGCACACCUGGUUCCCUCAGACUGAAGAAACCAGAAGACUGGUGGGAAGGUGGUUGGUUUUGUUCACUGGAGAGGAGCCUGAAGCACCUCUGGGGAGGACCAAGUAACCACACUCUGAACUGGCUGGCAGGGAUUAUCCACCCUCUCAAAACCAUGGCCAGAGUGCAACCAGCAUCCACGUCCCAGUGUCACCUCCCCUCGGGCCCUCCCUCUUGGGGAAACCUGUGUCCUGUAUUGAUGGUAAUCAGGAAGAAACAUGUGUGUUGCAUUUUGUUUAUGGCUGAAUUUUUUGUGUCCCAACCCAAACACCUCUAUCCACUGGUCCUGUUCAGUGUUUUGGGGCAUUUUUGCCACAUCCAAACAACCAGAGGCCAAUAUUGUCCCACUCCAAGCUACCCUUUCUCCAUCAGGGGCCAAUGUGUGAGCCCAUGGGCAGGGUUUGACCUGAGCCCAACACAUCCCACUCUCACCUGCUCAUCCUCUGGUCUCACUGGCACAGGGUCUCCAGCCAUGGGAUUUCAUUUGUUUUCCUGGGAAGAGAUAGGAUAGGAGGGGUUUGCUAGAAACCACCCUGGAGACAGAAAUACCCAGCCAAGAAAGGCCAGUCAUGAAUUAUAUAAUGGGUAGGGACUGGAUUGCUAUAGUUUCCCCUCCUUGGAAAACUGGCAGAGGCAACCCCCAGUGUCCAGAUGAGCAGGCCAAGGGCUUUGCCUCAUGCCUGUUCCUGUUUUAUCAGUGAGGAUGUCAUUUAAGCAAGGGAUGCUGAAGUGACCCUUUCUUCUGAGCCACAGCCAGGGCCCAGGGGAGGAAAGUGAGGAUCAAUGUCUCUCUGGUGUCCCGGGGCACCUUUAUGCAGGUGUGUGACCCUGGGCUACCUGAGCAUCCCAUCUUUCCUGAGGAGCUGAGCUGAGGAGUCCCAGUGCCCUCCUGGGGGGCUGAGCCCUUUACUAAAGCCAGGAAAGAAGAUGGUAAGGAAGAGUGAGAAGGUUUCCCAGGAUAAAUGCUUACCCAGGCUGAGUGCCAUGGGAGGAAGAGCAAUAGCCCCAGAAUCCCCUGAGUGUGUUUAGGCCUGGCCUUUGCAGCAGUCCAUUUAUUCCUAUAAUAAAUAUCAUUAAUUCCUUGGCAUUUGAAUGCAUGGAAAGGCUUAGGAAGCAUCUGACACAGCAAAGUCCAUUGCUUUGUAGUCCCAUUUCCUGCAAAACCUCUCCCAUUGCUUAUUGCUUCAGAUUUUCUAAGAAACUGCAGCAACUUCCUUGGCUCUUGCUCCAACAAGAAACCACUCUGGUUUUCAGCUGAACACCUGUGGAUGUGUCUGACAUGAGCAGAAAUUCUCCUCCUGCUGCAUCCUGUCCACAGUGCUGCUCCCUGAGGUGCUCAGGGCUGUAGCACCUGGUUUUCAGGGCUGUGCAAAGGAGACACCAAGCUCCAGGGCUUGUGUGCAGGGUGAAAGUCUCACCCUGAGCCAAAGGCUGUGUGUGAGAACUUCUUGGCCAAGAGGCUCACUGUGACCAGGAAAGCAGACCAGGAGGGAGAGCUGCAGGCAGGAAAUCCUUUCAAAGUGACCCCAGACAUGCACAGAGCUGCUGUGAAGGUCUCCCCUUUGCCCAGGACAGCAGUGUCUCCUGAGAGGCCAAGUGACACAAAGCUUGUGCCCUCUCAGCUGCAGUGGAGAGGGGUGAAACCCUGACUGCUCAGCCCUCCAAGGCAAGGAACUACCUCAGCACCACGAGGUCAUGCUGGGAAUUGCACCCUUCUGCCCCGUUCCUUUCCAGUCCUGUAGUCACGCUCUGCUGUCCACAAUCAAAGCAGUCUCCAGCAGCUUUCAGUCGUGCCCAGGCUCAGCAUCUGCACAGGGUGGGGAUGCAAGUGUCAGCUCCUUCCCGGGAGCACUCACUCCCGUGUCUCUCACAUGGUGAAAUGCCACUUUGCCAUUUCCUUCUCAUUCAGCAGAGAGAGGUCAGGAUGCCUCACCUCUCCCUGCAGACUGGUAUGCUGUAAAAAGAGGUGUGGAGAAUCCUGCUCAAGGACAGGAUGGGAUGGAGACCUCCAGAGGUUACCUCACCCCAGUACCAUGUCCCACAUCAGCACCUACUUUAGUGAUUUCAAUGAGAGACAUCAUCAUCUCCCCAGGGUUUACAUCACAGGAUCAUGAAAUGGCUCAGGUGGGACCUUAAAGCUCAUCCUGUUCCAGCCCCCUGCCAUGAGCAGGGUCACUUCCAUCAGACCAGGCUUCCCAAGCCCAUCCAGCCUGGCCUCCAGGGCUGUCCUGCUUUAAAGGCUCUGCAGAUGCUAAUUGUCUCACUGCAGAUCCCCAGUUCCCAUGUCCUGUCCUCCAAGCCCUGUCCCAGGCCAGCUCCUGCCCUCCCGGGGGUUCCUUGGGGUUCAGGGAUGCUUUGGGAUGAAAUGAGUGAGGCACAGAGCAAGGAGCCUCUCACCCAGCAGGAAGGAGCAGGAAUUAACAAAAAAAAAAAAAUCCCCAAACUUUCAUGGCUUUGUUCUGAUAAUUUUACUCUUUCCACCAAUAUUUAAUGUUGAUUCUCCCUCCAAGCCUGCUCAUGAAUCAAACUGUGCAAAAAAUGAUGACUUUUGAACCUUUCUGCUGGAGGAAGCAAACAUGAUGACUCUCCUCCCACCCACCAACAUGUGUGCACAGACCACUGCUUUUUCCUUGUGAAAAGUCAGUAAUUUUUUUGGAUGAAAUUCCAUCUCUGCUGAAUUCUGUGAAGUGAACCAUGGAUCUUCAUUUUUAAGUCUCUUGAUUAACCACAGAAGUCAUAGCAGCUGCUUGUAAAGGCAAAAGACUGAGCGAGCCAAGAGACAGAAAGGGAGACAAUUUUUUUUAGGAAUUACUCCAUUCCUGACAACUUCCAUAAGCACAAAGAAGAAUCAUGGGAAAAAAUAAAGAAAAAAACCACAGUUAAAGAACCAGCCAGACUUUCUGUAGCCACUGAACUCUAUUUUUUGGCUGCACAGCACUUCUCCCAGUGUUUGGCAGCCCUGAGAGCCUGUGAAAUAUUGUGUGUGUACUUAUACCUGUCCUGCCACGUCACAUCCAGCAUUGUCCAGGCGGGAGCAGGAGCUGGGAGGGAGACCUGGGGUGGGAGAUGGUGCUGGGGCAGGAACCCCUGUGUGCCCCUGCUCGAGGGGAGGGGUCAAACUUGUACUUACCUUUUCUGUACAUGUCAAUAUUCAAACAUAUCCAUGAAUAAAGCACACACGCAUUUUCCUGA
Melospiza melodia melodia is the source of this 5086-nucleotide messenger RNA. Its product is annotated as GDNF family receptor alpha-4. Gene Ontology annotation, molecular function: glial cell-derived neurotrophic factor receptor activity. The record is from RefSeq and is a predicted model, not a curated record. NCBI's taxonomy places the organism in Eukaryota, Metazoa, Chordata, Aves, Passeriformes, Passerellidae. Bases 62 to 1357 code for a protein of 431 amino acids. Gene Ontology annotation, cellular component: external side of plasma membrane; signaling receptor complex. The transcript is spliced from 8 exons. Gene Ontology annotation, biological process: nervous system development.